This is a messenger RNA of Lasiosphaeria miniovina, 797 nucleotides long. RefSeq lists its product as uncharacterized. The record is from RefSeq and is a predicted model, not a curated record. The transcript is spliced from 9 exons. NCBI's taxonomy places the organism in Eukaryota, Fungi, Ascomycota, Sordariomycetes, Sordariales, Lasiosphaeriaceae. Bases 255 to 797 code for a protein of 180 amino acids.
AAAACUUAGGAUGUCCCUUAUCGGAAGCUGUAAGCUUUUCUUCGGCUUACUACGUUUGUAUGUAAUUUUACAUGUGUAAGUAGUUGGUAGGAAGCGGCUUACUAGUCUUCGACCUGGCCAUGGAAGGCAUGGAAGGCAUGGAAGUUAGUGAAACGGUACCGAACAACACUUCACACGCAUUAUUGCCAACCUCCCUCGCUGGUAGCCGUGCCUCUUGCCUAACUCCAAGCAAAUAGGCGCUCCCGAAAACGGCAAUGGCCUGUCUAAAAAGCCCGGCCAUAGGUCCCGCAGUCGGGUCGUCGGGACUGGGUGGUGCACACCAAACAACGCCCCCAAGGAGCGUGCGCUGGGUUCUGGGCGGAACAAGACCCCUGCAAGCUGUUCUGAUGGCGAACACGCGUAUCCUCAAUGUGGGGCAGUCGUUCAAAGUUGUCAACGGGGGUCGGAGCGGAAAGUCCGUUCAUACUCUGUGCAUCGUCGGCCUUUUGUUGGAGCGGCUGGUGAGGGACUGCCACCUAGGCAGUACUUGGUGUUGUUGCACGAAGCUCGACCCGGCUUCUCUCAACGGUACAAAUCGCUGCCCGCCUCUACCCGCUUCUGCCCUUGUUGCGGCGCGCACUAGCCUCGAAUCUCCGCACGCGUCUCUGCUCGCCGCGGGCCCACAAGAUGGCCCUGGCCGGCUGUACUUAUAUGGACUGCAACCUUUGGUGGACCAGUCACUGCGAUAUAAGGAGGAGUCCGUAUUUCGCCUAGGUACAACCGAGAAAAAAUCCAAGCGUGGAGGGGGUGGCAGGUGA